This is a messenger RNA of Stomoxys calcitrans (stable fly), 2324 nucleotides long. It is a transcript of the gene lobo, whose product is annotated as coiled-coil domain-containing protein lobo. The transcript is spliced from 8 exons. Gene Ontology annotation, cellular component: motile cilium. The record is from RefSeq and is a predicted model, not a curated record. NCBI's taxonomy places the organism in Eukaryota, Metazoa, Arthropoda, Insecta, Diptera, Muscidae. Gene Ontology annotation, biological process: flagellated sperm motility. The coding region runs from base 37 to 2241 and encodes 734 amino acids.
UAGUAACGCUUUGUUUAUAGCCAAGUUGCUACAGAAAUGCAAAAACACAGGAAUUAUAGCACAAAAGCAAGAAUAAGAUUGGAUCCACACAAUCACUAUGAAGCAAUUCGAGAUAUUGAACGUAGGCAUAUGGAGGACAACGCAGAAGAGGGCGAAGUUGAGGAGCAAUUGGAAAAUGAGGACAAUUUGGAACUAGAAGAUGUCGUUCCUUCUGACAUACCAGAUGGUCCAGAUAUAGGUCGCAUUGACAUUUCUUUCCCAGAAACCAUAGACGAUUUUAAGGACUCGGAACUGUGCUAUCCCCCAUCCUACUAUACUCUCUCGCCCAAGGAACGACUGCUGCUUUUAUAUGCAGAAAAUUUUCGCCAUCAAUUCGCCUUAAAUAACCAUAAGAGUAGGCCUCUUGUUCUAGCUCCACCAAAUGAAUGCAAUGUUCAGAAAUUUGUCUGCACUACUAUUCGUCCAACAUCAUUCCUGAACAUCGAUCUAAGAAGCAUUGAGGGAAUUGCAAGUUUUGUUGCUGAUUUCAUUAUAUAUGAACCAUUUGAUGACACCAUACAUUUUCCGAACCGAUUAAUAUCGCCGGCCACAAUUUUGAAAAGAAGGCGUGGAAAUAGUUUUGAAAUGUCCACUUUGUUAUGUAGCAUGCUAAUAGGAGCGGGAAUCGAUGCUGUAGUAGUAUCAGGAGUGGCUCGGACCGAAGUUGUCGAUAAUGACCAAAGAGCUAUUUUGUAUCCAAGUAAUAUCUACAAUUUUGAGGAAGAACCAGAGACAGAUGUGGAACCUGCUGCGAAAAACCGAUUUAGCUUGGGGGCUAUGCCCGAUUUACAGAGCCAGUUAGAAAACAAUAUAGCGAAGAUAGUGAAGAAAAAGGAGGAUCAAAAACAACGGAAGGAAGCAUUGAAACGAGAACAAGAGGAAUUGGAGCAGCGUGAUGCCGAUAGAUAUCGUUUUCGACGUCCACAUGCCUGGGUUGCAGUAAUUAAGAGCUCAUCAUUUGACAAAAAUUCUGAAAUUGAUGGCGACGACAAUGCUCUGGAGGCAAUUUCGGUAGAUUUUAUUGAAACUUCAAAUGGAUUUUACCGUAGCAGUAGCUGCAUGGAAUAUACCAUUGUUGACAGUGUGUGGAACCAUCGUCAGUAUUAUGUUAACAAACAAAAAUAUGUACGAAUCGGAGAGAUUCGGUGGGAUUUACAGAAUACUAAAGACUGGGAGCGGCUUUUGCCUGGAGAGCAAGUAAUGGAAAAUAUGCCAGAAAAUCUGGACGACGUUAUGCAGGAGAAGCAUCUUAAUACGAUUCCCUCUUGGGUUUCGAAACUACUAAUUGGUGAGAAGGAGUAUGAAGAGAAAUUUCCCCACCUAGAAAAAACGGUUCUCUAUAAAAAAGUUAAGCAUCAGCGAUUUUCACCUUACUUCAAUAGAGACGGAAAGGUCACGCAAUUGACGCUCUUCGAUGAUGAUGACUACACUAAACCGCUGGUUGACUGGAUAUACUUUGAAAAUCGUACAGAUAUGUUGCUGCAGAUAAAAAAGAACCAUAGAAAGGCGGAAGUUGAAGAAAUCUUUGGAAAUGGCCGCAAGGAUAAUUUGAAGUGUAUACGAUCAAAUGUGGACCCUAGCAAACUCAAAGAAUUGUUCUUCUUUUCAACUGUUCGUCGCGAUUCUAUGGAGUAUUUAAAAGUUGAAAAUGAUCGGAUAAUUGUGAAGAGCAAAGAUCGAAGAGAUUUGUGUUUCUACCAAGAAUUUGAGUUUAAGCCAGGCGGAGAACAUCUAAAAAAAAUUAUUCAAAAGUUUAGUCGUAAUAACAGCAUUCCUGCCUCAAAGGAUAUUGCCGAACGCACAUUUCUAAUAACGCAACAAAAAAUUCUUUUGAAAUUUCAAUACGCCCCUGGAGCGUUAAUAGCAUCCACAUGCGAGAUAACUAAACCUCCAAAACCCGAUUACGGACUCGAGAUUAUAUAUGACCAAUCAAUGGUUAAGACAUUUAAGGCUAACAACGAUGAACCUGAUCCCUUGCAACUAGAAAUGUAUCGCCUGAUGAUGGAUCAGUUGAACAGUGAGGAAAUUGCAAAAAGAUACUUCAAAAAGUUAACGGAAGAAAUAAAUCUAAUAUUCGAUAACCGGAAAAAUGAAAUGGAAAAUCCAGUGCUAAGUUUUCGUCUAUUUGAUUCUAUGCGUAAUGGUGCGGCGCGCUCUCAACGCUUGAAACAAGAAGAGGCUUCCGUUUCUUGCAAAUCGUGAGGAAACUUUAAAUUUAUUGUUAUGGACGUUUAAUUUUGAACCUAACCCAACAUUGAACUUACAAAAUUAAAAAAAAUUGUUUA